This is a messenger RNA of Saprolegnia parasitica CBS 223.65, 2382 nucleotides long. RefSeq lists its product as hypothetical. The transcript is spliced from 2 exons. Gene Ontology annotation, biological process: rescue of stalled cytosolic ribosome; protein ubiquitination. NCBI's taxonomy places the organism in Eukaryota, Oomycota, Saprolegniomycetes, Saprolegniales, Saprolegniaceae. The record is from RefSeq and is a predicted model, not a curated record. Gene Ontology annotation, molecular function: ubiquitin protein ligase activity; ribosome binding. Bases 1 to 2382 code for a protein of 793 amino acids.
AUGCGACCUCGCCGCGUGAGCUCCGCUUCGAACCCGUGCUUGGUGUGCUGCCACAGCAUCGACAACGUGACGCGGUUCCAGACCGUCGGCCAGUGCAACCACACGGGCUGCUGCUCGCUCUGCGUGCUGCGCAUGCGCCAGAUCCUCAAGAACAACCACUGCUCGCUCUGCAAGACCGAGAUGGCCCGCGUGAUUUGCGUCAGCGACGAGAAUACGACGUUCGAGAGCUUCCAGGACUGGGGCGACAACAUUGGCCCGACCCACGUCUUUGACGAAGCGUCGGCCAUGUACUUUCUCAAGGACAACUACAAGGCCGUGGUCGCGAUGCGGUCGUUCGCGUGCCCGAUUCCCAAGUGCCCGGAGAAGGCCAAGUCGUUUGCCAACUAUGGCGCGCUCAAGAACCAUUUGAGCACCAAGCACGGCGGCCAGUCGUUUUGCGAUAUCUGCGUGGAGCACAACAACCUCUUCAUCCAGGAGCAGACGCUCUUCUCGCGCGAGGGCUUGAAGAAGCACACGAUGAAAGGCAACCCGGAGCAAGGGUUCCUUGGUCACCCCAAGUGUGAUUUCUGCGGCCAAAAGUACUACUCCAACCAAGAGCUGUACGAACAUCUCCGGAAGAACCACUUUGAGUGCGAGAUCUGCCUCCAUGGCCACGGCAUUGAGAACCGGUACUACAAGGACUACAACGACCUCGAGAAGCACUUUCGCGCCGAGCACUUUCUCUGCGAAGAGCACUCGUGUCUUCAAAAGAAGUUUGUCGUCUUUAAAGACCACCUCCAGUUCCAGUCCCACAUGGCCAACGAGCACCCGCACAUUCGCACGAGCAAGAAGAUCGACGUGAACUUCUCGGUGCGCCGCGGCGACCGCGAAGGCCGCGACGCGUACACGGGCUACGGCUUCCGCGAAGAUGAGCUGCUCGCCGCCGGCAUGCUUUCGUCGGCCGCCGGCGGCGAGGCUGGCAUCACGGUCGCCGACUUUCCCGCGCUCUCGAAUGCUGACGCAGCAGGACUUUCCCGAGCUGGCGCCGUCGGGGCCCCGCCCGCACCGGCCUACCGCAACGCGAUCGCGCCGCCGCCGACGCGCGCGAUGAUGGCCCACCUCCAUGGUGGUGACCAGUGGGACCACCCCGAGCUGCAGCAAGCGGCGAACGCGCUCGGCGCCAACAACCCGCUCAUGCGCUUUGUCAAGCCCAAGAAGAACAAGAAGAAGAAGGCGACCCAGCUUCUCUCGGACCGCCUCGAUGAAAUCGACGACGAGGAAGAGAAGCCGCCGGCCCCGACCCCGGCCCCGGCCCCGGUGGCUGCCCCGGUCCCGACGCCAGAAGUCUCGGUCGUCGAUUUGCUGCAGGAAGCGCUCGGCAGCGAGGCCAAGUUCAUCCAGUUCCGCGAAGUGUGCAAGAAAUUCCGGCAAAAGGACAUUCCCGCCGUGUCGUUUUACAGCCUCGCGCGUGCCAUGUUCCGACCCGAUGAUUUCGUGCGGCUCUUCCCCAAGCUCAUGAGCCUUCUUCCGGACGAGAGUCAAGUCGCCGAGGUCAUGGCGCUCCACGCAGGCAAGAAGGCAGCCGGAAAGGGCAAGAAGACCAAGCCCGAGGCACAGCCCGCAGUUGCCGUUGCGCCUGAGUCGGCGACGUCGGUGCCGCCUGCAUCGGCGUCGCCGGUGCCCGCCUCGUCACCGACGCGUGCGGUUGCGCCGGUUGCGGUCCCCGCGCCGUCGCCGACGCGUGCCGCCGACCUCUUGGGUCGUCGUCAAGCCCCGCCCUCGCUCGGAGACGAGUCGUGGCCGGCGCCGCAGCCCGUGGCCGCCCCGGCGCCCGCGCCAAAGAAGACCCAAGGCAAGAAGCAAAAGGCGCCUGCUGCGGCCACUGGCUGGUCGAACGUCUUCCGGGAGGUCGGCGCCGCGGCCGUGCCCAAGAACCGCAACGGCCCGAAGAUGAACCUCGUCGUCCACAACACGGAUGGCUUUAGCGCCCGCAGCCGCAACACCAAGGCGGCCGCCGACGCUGGCAAUUCGUGGAGUUCGAGUGCGAGCUGGAGCGACCCAGUGUCAGUCCCGACAGUCGCGACGGGGGCGACGCCGUCCAGCACCAAGAUUCAAGUCGUGUCGCAAGAAGACGUCUAUGGUAUGGACGGCCUCGACAUUACCCGCGCGCUGCAGCCCAACAAAGUGCCGAGCCGCACGAAGAGCGACUUUCCAGACCUGCCCAAGGCCGGUCCCGCGAUUGGCGUGCAGCCCGUGCAUUUGGGCCGCAACGGCAACGUCGGCGCGUCGGGGCAGUGGGGCGAGAAGGCGACGACGCCGGAACACAGUACCACCAGCAAGACGUCCAAGAAGAACAAGAAGAAGACCAUGUCGCUGGCCGAAGUGGCCAUGAAGUUUGGGUAA